Nasonia vitripennis (jewel wasp) is the source of this 3315-nucleotide messenger RNA. Its product is annotated as glucose dehydrogenase [FAD, quinone]. The transcript has 4 exons. Bases 261 to 2108 code for a protein of 615 amino acids. Gene Ontology annotation, molecular function: oxidoreductase activity, acting on CH-OH group of donors; flavin adenine dinucleotide binding. NCBI's taxonomy places the organism in Eukaryota, Metazoa, Arthropoda, Insecta, Hymenoptera, Pteromalidae. The record is from RefSeq and is a predicted model, not a curated record.
CUCGUCAGAGUCUCUCGGGACCCGUCCGUCUUCUCUGUCACGCUCCGCGAGCCGGCCGCGCUUUUCUUCGACUCUCGACUGUGCUGUAAAGGCCGAUCGUCCAAGGCAAAGGAUGAGCUGAUCCUUCCCUUUUUCCGCCGGUUUUGCAUACGAGGCGGUGACGACAACCGCGGCCGCAUGAUUCUUGGGGAUCGCCUCGAGUGCGUGGUGGUCGCACGGGGAAAGCCGAGGCGGCAGAAGCAGCAGCGAAGGAAGCGAAAAUGAGCCUGGCGGGCCCCGCGGCUUUCGUCGGCUGGAGCCUCAUACCGCUCCUCGGCAUCGGCUUCACCAUGUUCCGCUACAGCAGCAUCGAUCCCGAGUCCCAUCCCAUCAACCAGCGACAGCUGCUGCGGACAUAUGACUUCAUCGUGGUCGGUGGCGGCUCAGCCGGUGCUGUCUUGGCGAACCGGCUGUCCGAGAUUCCAGACUGGAAGGUGUUGCUGAUCGAGGCCGGGGGAGACGAGAACGAGGUGUCGGACGUACCGGCUCUGACGGGCUACAUGCAACUCUCGGAGUUCGACUGGAUGUACCAGACUGCGCCGCCGACCAAUUCGGCCUACUGCCUGGCGAUGGUCGGCGAUCGGUGCAACUGGCCCAGGGGCAAAGUCCUCGGAGGAUCCAGUGUCCUCAACGCUAUGGUCUACGUCAGAGGCAAUAGGCAUGACUACGACAACUGGGAACGAAUGGGCAAUCCCGGCUGGGGUUACGACGACGUUUUGCCCUACUUUCUCAAGUCCGAGGACAACCGCAACCCGUACUUGACUCGUACGCCUUACCACGGUACCGGAGGCUACCUCACGGUCCAGGAAACACCCUGGCGCACGCCUUUGUCAAUCGCCUUUUUGCAAGCCGGUUCCGAGCUGGGCUACAGCAACCGGGACAUCAACGGCGCCAACCAGACGGGUUUCAUGCUCACCCAGGCGACGAUCCGACGAGGCAGCAGAUGUUCAACUGCCAAGGCCUUCCUGAGGCCUGUUCGUAACCGAGCCAACUUGCACAUAGCUAUGAACGCCCAAGCGCUCAAGCUAACCUUCAACGAGGAUAAACGCGCCACCGGAGUUGAAUUCAUGCGCGACGGGCGCAAGCAACAUGUCAGAGUGCGACGAGAGGUGAUCAUGUCCGCUGGCGCCAUAGGUUCACCCCAACUUCUCAUGCUCUCAGGCAUCGGACCUAGGGAGCAUCUCGAAGACCUAGGCAUCCCCGUUCUCUCGGAUCUCCGCGUCGGAGACCACCUGCAGGACCACGUGGGCCUGGGCGGGCUGACCUUCCUCGUCAACGAACCUAUUACCUUUAAGAAGGACCGUUUCCAAACGCCGGCAGUCAUGCUCGAGUACGUGUUGAACGAGCGUGGUCCUAUGACUACCCAGGGCGUAGAGGGUGUUGCCUUCGUGAACACGAGGUAUGCCAACCCUAGCGGCGAUUUUCCGGACAUGCAAUUCCACUUUGCACCCAGCUCGAUCAGCUCGGAUGGAGGCGACCAGAUCCGCAAGAUCUUGGCGCUGAGGGACAGCGUCUAUAACACCAUGUACAAACCGAUCCAAAACGCCGAGGCCUGGUCGAUCUUACCUCUCUUGCUGAGGCCCAAGAGCUCUGGCUGGAUCCGACUCAAGAGUCGCAACCCCAUGAUCUACCCGGAGAUCGUACCCAACUACUUCACCCACAAAGAGGAUAUAGACGUCCUGGUCGACGGAAUCAGGAUAGCCAUGGAAGUGUCCAACUCCUCGGCUUUCCAAAGAUUCGGUUCCAGACCUCUGACCAUCCAAAUGCCUGGAUGCCAGAAACACCCCUUCGACACUUACGAGUACUGGGAGUGCGCGAUCAGGCAUUUCACCUUCACUAUCUACCACCCCACAGGCACCUGCAAGAUGGGACCCAGAAGCGACAAAACAGCUGUCGUUGAUUCGCGAUUGAGGGUCUAUGGCGUGAAGGGGUUGAGGGUCGUAGACGCGUCAAUCAUGCCGGAAAUAGUCAGCGGCAACCCAAAUGCGCCCGUCAUCAUGAUAGCAGAAAAAGCCAGCGACAUGAUCAAAGAGGAUUGGAGGAUGCUAAGGAGGGAAGCCGAAAGGUAGCAGCGCAUCGUUGAGAAUUUCGAUGUAUAAAGCGAAAUAUUGACUGGAUUGAUGAAAUGAAAAUGUUUGUAUGCAUGUGGUUAAUCUAUUCUGUGUGCUGUACGACUGUCUCCUUUUUCUGAGAGUAUAAGCGUUAUUUUAAUGAUCUUCACGCUACGAGUCAAUUUAGCAUUGGAAGUAUCGAAAGAGUAACUUCGUCGAUUGAAUCAAUUUUAUAGAUAAAGUUGAAGUAUGUGGGAGAACGGACACUCAGGACUUUCGUAAAUGAUAAGCUUAUAUGUUACGUGUGUACAGUUGUUUUCAUUGUUUUCUUUAUGUGUAUGUGAUAGAAAUUUGAUAAUGCCAUCGUUUCGUAAUAAAUUAGAUGAAAAAUUUUUCAUAACUAAUCGAGAGUGAAAACUUUCUUUUCUAAGAUUACGUCACGCUCAAUUUAGAUAACGAGUCAGUGUGUUUUUUAAUUAGUCUUGUGUUAAGCUAUAUUUUGAUUCUUCAGAUUACGAUCAAUGUUAGAAAGAUUGGGCAAUUAUGCGUAGCAUUUUUAAGAAUUUUAUACUUUGCUAAAUUUAAACUUCUCAUUGUUUAUGGAAAAGAAAUUUUGAAAGAAUAGAAUCAUAAGUUGCUUUCACCAUCUAGUAUUUGUUAUGGUCGAGACAUGAUAAUGAUGAAUCAGCAUUGAAAAGAAAGCUGGUCAUUUUUAGUUAUAAAAGAGUACGAAUGAAUGUCGUUAUUGCAGUCAGCUAUAUUUAUUAUACUAUACAAGUGUAAUAAUAAAACACAAUUUUGCAAGUUUCACAAGUCUCUCAGCAUAUUCUUCGUACGACAUUGAAAUUUUCUAAUUUGAAGAACAACAGAGCAAAUCCGAGAAAAAGCAUUUUUCUGUAUAAACUUGAAAUUUCUACGGAAAGAAAAACGAAUUUAUGGAUUGUCUUUUGUCACGAGCUCAUACCAAGAAAGGCUUUUAGCGUGACAUUUCACGUAGUAUGCGUAGAAAAUUGUCGAUUCAUUUCUAACGCUGACUCGCAAGUAUUUGUAAAUAGAAAAUAUGGACUUUAGCGUGUGCCUUAUAUACUUUACGUACUUUCUCGUGUCUCUUCAGCAAUCGGCUACGUUGAAAAUAUUUUAUUUUUUUACUAUUUAUGUUGUAAAUUUAAGACAUCUUGUAUAAAUAUUUUUUUAUAAAGUGUUGAAAUAAAAAUCAUCGAACAUA